AGAUCAGAGAAGCUCCUGAGGAGAGGAAAUUUGCAGGGGAGUUGGUUAGAGAGAGUUUACCAGGAAAGGGGACCCAGGAGAGGUGCUGCUGGGACGAGCAGGUCUUGAAAGGACUAGGAGGGACAAAGUCCUAGUUCCAGUGAAAGGAUCUUACCAGCUAGUGGCAAGGGAGCUAGUUGUUAGGGAGCUAUGUACUCCUCUAGGGGAAGAGCUGUAAUGGUUUGAUCUCUGUAGCAGGCCUGAAUCCAGAGAAAGAACCUUUUCCCAGUGGAUGGCAGGAGACCUGACUCCAGAAGAGGAUUCUGGGUUGAGGGGGCCUUAUUGCUGAAGAGCCUGGAUGGAAGGAAUCAGGCUGUGAAGGCAAUCAUCACAGACCUGUCCGAGUUUCCAUUGUAAGAAGGCUGAUCUCACAAGCUCCAGCAACAAUGACUCUGACUCAAGCUGAGAAAGCUGCAGUGGUUGCCAUUUGGGGAAAGAUAGCUGCCCAAAUUGAUGCCCUUGGGACCGAGUCGCUGGAGAGGCUUUUUUCAAGCUACCCCCAGACCAAGACCUAUUUCCCUCAUUUUGAUCUCAGCCAAGGUUCUGCUCAGCUUCAUGGCCAUGGCUCCAAGGUCCUGGGUGCUAUUGGUGAGGCUGUCAAGAACAUUGAUAACAUUACAGGUGCCUUGGCCACACUUAGCGAGCUGCAUGCCUACAUCCUCCGAGUCGAUCCAGUGAACUUCAAGCUGCUUUCCCAUUGCAUUCUGUGCUCUGUUGCUGCCCACUUUCCCAACGACUUCACCCCAGAAAUCCAUGCUGCAUGGGACAAGUUCCUGUCCCAGAUUUCUUCAGUGCUGACUGAGAAGUAUAGAUAAACUGUCUCCUUGGAGCAUGAGGCCAUGGCAGCCUGGAGUGGAGUUCCCACGCCUCAUCAUGCAUGCUUCAUGAAUCCCCUCACAUGGGUUUUGUCCUUAACAAAAAGUCAAUAAAUAUGCCAAUUAGCCAUCA
Messenger RNA from Mauremys reevesii (Reeves's turtle), 987 nucleotides. RefSeq names its product hemoglobin subunit pi. The record is from RefSeq and is a predicted model, not a curated record. NCBI's taxonomy places the organism in Eukaryota, Metazoa, Chordata, Testudines, Geoemydidae. The transcript has 4 exons. Gene Ontology annotation, molecular function: heme binding; peroxidase activity; haptoglobin binding. Gene Ontology annotation, cellular component: blood microparticle; hemoglobin complex; haptoglobin-hemoglobin complex. Gene Ontology annotation, biological process: hydrogen peroxide catabolic process; oxygen transport. The coding region runs from base 426 to 854 and encodes 142 amino acids.